This is a messenger RNA of Capsella rubella, 1019 nucleotides long. RefSeq names its product GEM-like protein 1. The coding region runs from base 49 to 810 and encodes 253 amino acids. The transcript is spliced from 4 exons. The record is from RefSeq and is a predicted model, not a curated record. NCBI's taxonomy places the organism in Eukaryota, Viridiplantae, Streptophyta, Magnoliopsida, Brassicales, Brassicaceae.
CUCAUUUCGAAAGAAGAAGCAUCGCGAAGAAGAAGAAAAUCAAAAAUCAUGAGUGGACAAGAGAAUCACGAUGCUGGCCGGAUCUCUUCUACUCCCCCCGCCGCGACGGCGCCUUCUCACUCAUCAGAGUACGCUCCGUACCCUAAGCUCGACACUACCGACGUAACUCCUCCUCCUCCUUCUCAGCCGAUCCCCGCCGCUACCACCAUGCCACCGGAGUCCAAUCCUUACGUUUCUCCUGCACCUGUUCCCAGGAAUACGAUGGAUUCGGUUAAGGAUGCGCUAGGGAAAUGGGGGAAGAUGGCUGCCGACGCUACUAAGAAGGCUGAGGAUCUCGCCGGAAACGUUUGGCAGCACUUGAAAACAGGUCCCAGUGUUGCCGAUGCUGCUGUUUCGCGAAUUGCUCAGGGGACAAAGAUAAUUGCAGAAGGUGGAUAUGAAAAAGUCUUCAAGCAAACAUUUGAAUGCCUUCCGGACGAGCAACUUCGCAAGACCUAUGCUUGCUACUUGUCUACAUCUGCUGGUCCUGUGAUGGGAGUUAUGUAUCUUUCGACUCACAAGCUUGCAUUUUGUAGUGACAACCCUCUCACCUACAAAGAGGGUGAGCAGACUCGGUGGAGCUAUUACAAGGUGGUACUUCCGGUGAACCAGCUGAAGGCAGUGAACCCAUCAACAAGCAGAGUGAACACAUCUGAGAAAUACAUACAAGUGAUCUCCAUCGACAACCACGAGUUCUGGUUUAUGGGGUUUGUGACUUAUGAAAGCGCUGUGAAGACUCUUCAAGAAGCGGUACAGUCACAUGGUCCUUGAAAGUCCACUGGUAAAUGCAGAUCUUAGUGGUAUUGUGCAUUAUUAUAUGGAACAGUGUGUUUUAGUCUUUUGAUACCCCAGUUCAAUGUAUUGUGUAGAUUGUGUUCUCUUGGUGUUUGCUUAUAACAUAUUCGUUGCGUUUGUUCAAUUGCUUUUAUAUGAAUGUGACAUCUUAUUUUUUUAUACAAAUCACACCCAAUUAAAUCUUU